Molecule: messenger RNA, 2306 nt
Organism: Uranotaenia lowii
Lineage: Eukaryota; Metazoa; Arthropoda; Insecta; Diptera; Culicidae
Exons: 4
Coding region: 978-1403 (141 amino acids)
Source: RefSeq, a predicted model, not a curated record
UACCGUACACAUAAUCGUCUGAAUUAUUUGAUUCUGAUUACAUUAAUAGUCACGAAUAUUUUCGCGUCUUCGCUUAUUGCGUCUUUGCUUGGGAUGAUAAAAAAGGAUUUCCGAAAGAUACGAUUAAUGAUCUAGAAAAAUUAACUUUUCGCGUAUCUGAGUGUAAUGUGUCUUCGCUGCUGCUGUCGUCACGUCACGAAAAAAAAAACACGAGGCAUUCGGACCCGCACGAUUCUGAAAAAAAAACCUUCGUAAUUAAGCCAGAAAACCCAUAAUUGGUAAGAAAGGGAAUUAAAAAUAAUCUCACCAAGGCCGACAACAACUUAAGCGGUGAAGCUCGACGAAGUAUCAAAAACAAAUUCUUUAUUCGACCGGACAUACACGGGAACAGUUCCAGCGCUAAACCGCUGGGCCGGGACCCAACACAACUUCGUCAACAGCAGCAGCGGUAAACAUAAUUCUGGUGAGAAAAAUACUUGUUCAGUUCCUCCCCACGAUUGCGAGCAGCUACCGAUCAUAUCGCCAUCACCACCGUCUCAGUGGCAACAGCAGCACCACCAAAUACAACAUUCGUCGGAAGCGUUCCUUCGCACCACAACCCGUUUUCCGGUGGAAGAUAAAUGAACUUCCGGCAUACCAUCGUGGCCAGUGCAAACAGCCGGACGAAAUUGUGCGGCUGAAACGGCUCUAACUGGAACGAAAAGCAGGCAGGCAGUAGAUAAUAACUUUGGCAAAAUGAAAACACCACUCGUCCAUCUUCCACCACCAUCACCAGAGACAGAAACCAUCAGCAGAGCAGUAGCUACAAUUUCUAUCAUCACUGCAAAAAAGCGAACGCAGUUUACCGCACCAGGCGUGGAAGUGGCUAAGGCAGCGGUCACGAUGGCUGGUUUGUUGACCAAAACGGUUACGAACUUCGGUUACAAAUCACGAUUUGGCGAGGAAGUUAGCGGUUACGCAGUUUAUUUCUACGGCUAAUGGUCGGAAUCCAGCUAGCAUCAAAAAUCACAGGGCCACGCAGCUAUGAAGGUUUAGCCAUAAACAUAAUGUCAACAGGCGUAGCCACAACAAUCACCAACAGUAGCGGCAAUGUGUGGUGGAAAUAUCAUCAUAUUACUUGUCCAGUUCUUCCUAUUGCGACUACAGGCAAAGCCGUCACUGAUUGUAUCACCAUCACCACCACCAGCGGCAACAGCAGCACCACCAAAUCCAACAGUAGACAUCCGCCGAAAGCGUUUCUCGCCUCACCCCGGCAGUCUUUUUUUUUUCUUCUCAAACGGCGGAAGAGCUCCAGGCGGCGGAAAUGGCUCAGUUUUCGAACUGGAUGCGAAAGACAAAAAAAAGGUUCAUUAAAUCGGCAAGGAAUCCAGAGCAGCUCAAAAAUUAGGAAACCGACACCUUGAAAAACUCAACGAACACAUGGUUCCGGUAAUGUUUCAAACAUCAAUUACUUCGAUUGAGCUCGAUCUUGUCCAAGGCUAUCCACCGUUGGAUGCCGUAAUUGAAGCAACGAGGUGUUGCUGAAGAAAAUGGAAUGACUGAAUCGAGCAUUACUUCAACCAGAAUGGCGAUAACGAACCUUGCCUAGAUAAGGUCAUGGGAUUUUUCUAUAUAGGACUGUUAUUGUUACUACAGUAGUGCCCGAACGUGAAGAAAGUCAUAUCUAGUCUUAAUUCUGCACAUUUCAGAAGAUUUUUUUUUUUCAUAUUUAUAAUUAUUAAGGUAUUUUACUUUGAAAGCUUCAUUUUGCCGAAAGUAUCCAUUUCAUUAUACUAUGUUAGUAAAAGCACAAAGAACAGACGUACAAGCUCGAACAAAAAAUCUUAAAAAAAGUGUGUAAAAUUUCAAAUGAAGACAUCCAAAAAAUAUGUUGAAAAUUGAGUUUAAACAGUGGCACCUAUUGCGCCGUUCAAAAGUUACAAAUCAAAUGUUCAAUUGUACAGUUUUCGAAAAGGCGUAACCGUGUAUAUGAACUCAUAAUUAAACUAAUGCCGCUGGAAAUUUUACACAAGUUUCGUGGGCUAGCUUGUACGUCUGUUCUCUGUGGUAAAAGGGAGGAGCCAUUAUAGUCUUGGUAAACAACUUUUAGGAAAGGAAAAGGGAAUCCAAGAUCUGUUUUCCAUCAGGGUUUCAGAAGAUCUAAAUCAAUAUAGUUUUAUAAUAAUAAUACCAUUAUUACCUUAAAAUUCAAGAAAUGUAGCUACAAAGAUAUGCUUGUUAGUAAAAUUGCAAAAUGUGCCGAAUUUGAACCAGUAAAGAGUUAGGACCUGGUAACGGUAAAAUAAUGUAACUAUCAAAUGCCAUAG